This is a messenger RNA of Scleropages formosus (Asian bonytongue), 2869 nucleotides long. It is a transcript of the gene epb41l4b, whose product is annotated as erythrocyte membrane protein band 4.1 like 4B. Gene Ontology annotation, cellular component: cytoskeleton. The coding region runs from base 520 to 2802 and encodes 760 amino acids. The record is from RefSeq and is a predicted model, not a curated record. Lineage: Eukaryota; Metazoa; Chordata; Actinopteri; Osteoglossiformes; Osteoglossidae. The transcript is spliced from 23 exons. Gene Ontology annotation, biological process: actomyosin structure organization. Gene Ontology annotation, molecular function: cytoskeletal protein binding.
AGAGAGAGAAGCCCACAGGCUGCCCGUGUCAUACCCGCUCGUAGCGCGACGCAGCGCAGCGCCUGGAUCCGUCCGCGAACGCGCGGCAGGUGAGCGCACUUUCACUCCUAGUCUCGCACUUCCGCUCUCCUCGCGGACCGCCGCCACCGCAUACUGGAGCGCUACAGAUGUGCCGAGACGACUGAACAGACUGAAGCGCACAGUUUUGAUUCGCAACCAGGCUGAGCGCGGUUCUCCGGGGCGACUCGCUGCCCCGGCCGCUCUCUCUCUCGACUCUCCCCACUCCACUCCGCUCCAGUCGAGUCGAGUCCAGCAGCUGUGCUACUUCCUCCUCCUCCUCCUCUUCUUCCUCCUCCUCCUGCCGGGCGGCCGCUCUCCCUGUCUUCCUCGCACCCGCGGCGGCGCUGCUGCGAUCAUCUUCGACUUGCCUGGGGGCGUCGCGCCCGUUCCCGGACAGCCAGCCGGCCGGCCGGCGGCGCGCACGCGGAAAGAAGAAGAAGAGGAAGAAGAAGAAGAAAGAUGAUGGGCUUUCUGCGGCGGACGUUCAGCAGACGGUCGGCGCGGCGCUUGCAGACGCCGCCGGACGCGACGGACGGCAGAGGGCGAGGCGGGGCCGCGGGGGGCGCGCUGCAGGCGCACCAGCAGCAGGUGGCCCACGCGCUCGCCGUGGUCACCGGGGGGGCGGUGGUCCACAUCCCCGCCGCGGGCAGCAGCAGGUCCGUCAUCACGUGCAGAGUGCUGCUGCUGGACGGAUCGGACGUCACGGUGGACCUGCCGAAAAGAGCCAAAGGCCAAGACCUUUUUGACCAGAUCAUGUAUCACUUGGACCUCGUGGAGGCCGACUAUUUUGGUCUGCAGUUUAUGGACGAGUUACAGAUCGGCCACUGGCUUGACACCACAAAACCUAUUAAGAAACAAAUAAAAACCAGCCCCCCCUAUACUCUCUACUUCAGAGUGAAGUUUUACUCAUCAGAGCCCAACAACCUGCAUGAGGAAUUUACCAGGUACUUGUUUGUGUUGCAGCUGAGGCAGGACAUUCUUUCUGGAAAGUUAAAAUGUCCCUAUGAAGUUGCUGUUGAACUGGCUGCUUAUUGCCUUCAGAGUGAGCUGGGGGACCGCGACCCCCUGGAGCACUCUCCGGAGCUGGUGUCGGAAUUCCGCUUUAUCCCGAUGCAGACGGAAGCCAUGGAGGCUGCCAUCUUUCAGAAGUGGGCUGAAUGCAGGGGGAAAAGUCCAUCACAGGCAGAAAUGAGCUUUCUUAACAAGUGCAAGUGGCUGGAAAUGUACGGAGUGGAUAUGCACUUUGUGAAGGGCCGGGAUGGGUGUGAUUAUGCACUGGGCCUCACUCCCACGGGUAUAUUGGUGUUUGAAGGCUCUGAAAAAAUAGGCCUCUUUUUCUGGCCAAAAAUCACAAGACUGGAUUUCAAGAAAAACAGGCUGACUUUGGUUGUCGUGGAGGACGACGAGCAGGGUCGGGAGCAGGAGCACACGUUUGUGUUCAGGCUGGAGAACGCCAAGACCUGCAAACACGUGUGGAAGUGUGCCGUGGAGAGCCACGCCUUCUUCCGCCUGAGACAGCCGACGCACAGCAAGGCCAACCGCAACGACUUUGUCCGCCUGGGCUCCCGCUUCCGCUUCAGUGGGAGGACAGAGUACCAGGCCACCCACGGUGCAAGGGUGAGGAGGGCGAGCACGUUUGAGAGACGCCCCAGCAAACGGUACCCCUCGCGACGACAGUCCAUGGUGAAAGCCAUCAACCCAGCAAAACCAACACAUCUGAGCGCUCAGACUACUCCGGAUCCCAGCCUAUAUCCAUUCCAGCACAACAUCCCUAUGUCCCAAGAACCAUGGCACCAGAAACAUCCUGGCCUGACGCACCCCAUAUAUGCCCAGCACCCAGGCCACACGCCCCCGCCUAGCUAUGCUUUAGGUGGGGUUUCGCCUAACAAAACAGAGAUAAAGCAGUACAGCAUGGAGGAGAACGAGGGUUCGCCCUAUUCUGGGAAGGGCAUGAGACGCUGCCUCCAUCACCCACCUGGGUUCGACAGCCCCGAGAGCCUAUGCACAAUACCAGGAGCACACAAGCUGAGGCCCAUGACGCACUGCAAGAGCGAGGGCCUGGAUGAGGAGCAGCUCAAGCGGACUGAGCUGGAGUCAGGCCUGCCGCCAGGGCCCUGGCCCUCCCUGCACAUCAACAUGGAUAAUAAGACAGAGGAGAAGCAGCUGUCUGAGAAGAGUCUUCACUCACCUGUGAUCCCUCCCAGCCUCCCUGACCACCUCAAGUGUAACAUACUUAAAGCCCAGAUGGACACAGCGUUUAGGGUGAUGGCUGAAGGGGACUGUAGAAGAAGCUCCACUAGCCAGGAAUACAACAGCAGGUUUCCAUCUUCAUCCCAGGAUUCGGCCUCUUCUAGCUUGGCCACAGAAAAGCCACCGGUCAGAUCAGAUCGCAGGAAGAGACUCGUGCGACAGUACAGUUUUAACCAUAGUGAUGAAGAUGACCUCCCUGCAGCGCUUGCUGCCAUUUCCUCCCAAAGCAGUACAGGUAAAACAGCAUCCGAAAGCUCACUGGACAACCAGAUCCAGCCACCCAUAUACCCAAAGGCAGAGCUUGCAUUGAUGGAACUUGGAGUGCAGUGCUGUCACCACCCCUUAUCUCCAUCCAAGCCUCUGCCUUUCAUUAAAGGACCUGUCCCACAUUUAGUACCCUGUGACACGACCCACCCAGACAGUCCCGACACACUGAAGAUGGAGAUGGACCGAGAGAAGCUAUUGAGAAGGCUCUUGAUGACCGAACUGUGAAAUACAGAACGUGCAUGACCAAGGAGCCAUCUUUCGUGUGCCUUUCAUAUUCUGCCUGUGUUUCCCA